Molecule: messenger RNA, 561 nt
Organism: Psylliodes chrysocephalus
Lineage: Eukaryota; Metazoa; Arthropoda; Insecta; Coleoptera; Chrysomelidae
Source: the annotation of a GenBank genome assembly
AUGUUCAAAAUAAAAUGCGAAAACAUCGACGAAAAUAUUGCCGAAGACCAUGUUUCAGAAAACAUAGAUGUAACUCUGACGGGUAAUAAUGAGACUGGUGGCCAUGCUUCAUCUAUAAUAGAAAACCCUGUUUCCGUAAAUAAUGAAACGGACGAGUGCCACACUUUCCAAUCGCCCAAACCAAAAAGAAACAAAAUAAGUACAAAGAACAGCAACUCAAGAGCUGAAGAGGCCUAUCGCAUUUUGAAAGAAACUGUUGCUUUUCCGCAAGAACCUGCAGAUCCAUGCUCUGUUUAUGGCGCACAUGUCGGAAACAAAUUAAAAACAUAUAGCCCAAGGACACGUGUUGAAGUUGAGCAUGCAAUAAACCAAAUUUUAUAUGCAGCAGACAGAGGAAAAUAUGAAACUUCUCCCAUGAAUGCGUAUGCACGUAUGGACUGGACCCAUCAAACACCUGGAAGUAUUUCCCAAUCAAACUCAAGUUCGCAAUGCCCUACACCCAGUUCUUCGCAUUCCUCACUGGAUAUGCCAGAUCUAAAUGCUGUUUUUCUAGAUCUAUAA